GCGAGCGCAAUCGGCGUCUCGUUCACCUUCGCCUCGUGACACAUUGGAUCGCACCCUCUCGUCCGUAUUUCGUUUUGAAGCCCCGAUGGCUGAACCCCGACGCGUGGACGAGGACGAGCGGGAGCGCGCAGAGCCGCCGAACGGGAGCCCGGCAACAGAUCACCCUGACGGAGCCAAGGCUGAGCGGCUCCAUUCCUGUCAAGGACCUCUGUCCUCUAUACGAGCUGCUAUCAAACGAACACGAACUAAUUCUCAGGGUGAUCACUGCAGAGACAGAAGGCGACCAGAGAUCACCAUCGUCUCAGCAGAGCCUCUGGCCAACAACAGCUGGUUCCCAGAAACCUCUGGGGUUUCAGCUUCCCGGUCACACUGGCCUGCAGGCAUCCACGCUGUCUCGCAGCGCCCGCCGUCCUACAACCAGGUGAUUCUAGAGAAGACUCACGAGGAGAAGGGCGUCCGGCCCACCGCAGCCCCCCGCCGGUUCACCUGCACCGCCACAAGCGCCACACAGACAGAUCCUACCAGGGCGGUCCCACAAUGCACUGCUGCCCCACAGCUGCCUAAGAAACCACCUGCUGUGAAGAAGCCACAAAAACCACCAAGGCCAUCACCACCAAAACCACUGGACAAAGAAACUGCUGGAAAUAAUUCAGUCCAGAGCUCAGCAUCCACCAAGGACCAGAACGACUCUAAGCCAGAUGUGAAGCGACUCAGUCGACCUGAAGCGUUCAUCAGAUCAGUCACUGUACACUGGGAUCGUCCUACAGAGAACCUUUCUGCUGCCUCAUCUUCAGACGCAGAACCCAGUCAACGGCCGGUUCCACUUCCACGCAUAAAAUCCCGAAAGCAGGCAGUUAAAGAAGAAGAAGAAGAAGAUCCAAUUUUGGUCAAACUCAGUGACAAUAGUCCCCACAUUCAUUCAGGUUCACAGAACGUCUCCACAAAUGAGUAUUUAAAGGAGCUGUUGGAGGUUUUCAGUGCCAGAGACGAGUGUGAAGGGAGGUGUGACACCGUUAACCAACCUGGAGGUGAAGAUGCUGUUGGAGACAUGAGCGACAACCAAAGUCAACGCAACAUCUGGGCCAGGAUCCAGGCCUUCGAGAGCCAGACGAGCCCCGAAGAUGGAAAUGCUGCUGAAGCAGCCAAACCACAGCUUCCAGCUAGGAAGCCGUCCAUCAGACCACCCAUUGCAGCGAAACCCCCCGUGGCUUUCAGACCUCAGGCUGACAGCCUCGUCGAUGGGUUCAGUCAAAAGGCAUCCAACGCAGACGCCCUACAAAUGUCGACGUCGGACCCCCGGCCUCAUCGGACCCCAGGCCUCAGCUUCCCUCCAAAACCUUGGGGGGCGCCUAUAAAAGACGAGCUGGAGGAGCUUUUACAAAGCAAGGCAGCCGGCACAGAAAAGCCCUCUACCCCCGCGCUGUCCAAGGCCAAUAGCUUCUUUGAAGCAGGAGCCUCCGCGGUUCCUCCGACACCUCCAGUGAAGCCUUUUAAGGAACCUCUGAAGCCCAACCUUAACAUUAACAACCAUAACUCGGCUUCUUUGUUCGAAGAGAACACAUACAUCAACAGUCUCUCAGACAGUUUCCCAGUGAAGCCCCAGUGGAGCGCAGACAACGUUGGAGGCUCUACCAGCAGACAAAGCAUUCCAAGGAGGCCGACAACCAUCAGGGUCCCCAGCAAAGUGGGCUCACUGGCAGACAACUUCGUGGACAAUCCCCCACCUCUUCCCAGUCAGAGCGCUGUAAGCUCCCUGAGCCAGAGGCCAGUCCCCUCCCUCCCCUUCCAGGACCCGUUCCAGUCCAACCCAGCGCCGUCGCUACCGCCGCGGAGGACCAAAACUCUGCCGCCUCGCCCAUCACCUGCCAAAUCAGGCCCAGGAAGGCCUCCCCCGCCGAGCCUUCAGGUCACAGGUCGCUCUUUGUCAACACCGUGGGAGACUUCCCCCAAACCUGAGCGACAGGUGCCCCCGAGGAGAGGGCUUCUCGUGCCUCCAAGGCCCAGGCCAGGCCACUAUCUCUACAACAAAUACACCCUUGAACUUCCUCAUGGGAUUGCAGGCUUUGACUACACUGCUAGAGUCCCAGGGGAGUUGUCAUUUGAGAAAAACGAAGUCCUUCUGCUGCUAGAUGAGAUUGACCAAAAUACUUUUGAGUGUCAAGCGGGAGACGUCAAAGGCAGCGUCCACAAGUCUUGCAUUAAGGUCGUUACACCUCUCGGUGCAGACGUCGCCUCAUCACAGGGGUUCAGUCAUGAGGCUUCCAGCUCAGAUGAUUAUGGGCAAAGGGUGCAGGUCCUGUACAACUUCAUACCAGAGGGAUCAGGAGAGCUGGAGCUGAGAGAAGGCGACGUCGUGACCAUGGUGGAGCAGGUGAACGAGGAGUGGUACAAAGGCACUUGUAGGGGAUCUACUGGUUUCUUCCCCAUCAACUACGUCAAACCACUGUCGGAUUCACCAAAAUCUCCACCUAGAAGGAAGCCAAAACCACCAUCAACAACAAUCAGCGGUCCGCGCUGUGUGGCCAGGUUCGACUUUGAGGGGGAGCACAGUGAUGAGCUGUCGUUCUCUGAGGGGGAUGUGAUCCAGCUGAAGGAGUACGUCGGGGACGACUGGGCUCGAGGGAAGCUGGGUGUCCUAACCGGAAUCUUCCCUCUCAACUUCGUGGAAGUCAUCGAGGACCUGCCUCCAGCUCCCAGCCAACAGCCGACCCUGCCCCCGCGGAGGGAACCGCCUGGAAUGGUUGCUUCACCGAGUGCACGUCCUGCUGGGGCAUCUCAGUCCAGUGGGAACUGGGUGGUGGCUCUCUACGAUUAUGCUGGGAAGUCACCCGAAGACCUGUCCUUUCAGCAGGGCGACUACAUCCUGCUCAUCCAGCAGGUGGACUCAGAUUGGAGCUACGGCAGGCUCAACGGCAGAGCAGGCGUGUUCCCCAGGUUAUAUGUCGAGGAUGCCCCAGAUCAGCGGUCAUCCAAUAACCAGCAGAGCAAACCUGCUGGUGGUGUGAGAGCCAGGGCGCUGUAUGACUUCAAUUCAAACUGUCAGGAGGAGCUCUCACUGCAGGUGGGGGAUGUUAUAACCAAUUUGGAGUCGAUUGACGGAGAAUGGUUCUUGGGUGAACUGAGGGGCAGACGAGCCCUGGUCCCCAAAAACUAUGUACAAGUACUGAACUGACAGGUGGCCUUCACUGGAACAAAGGACACCGCUGAAAGAGCCGAACUGAAACAAGAUCUGAUAGAGAUGCAUUUAUUAGAAGCCCAAAAUGAACUUUAGUCUUACUGGAAGGCAGCAUUUAAUCUCAAAUGGAAAAUCUUGCUUCUUCUGCAUCAAGAAAUUCCAAGUGUUUACUGAAUAAUUUAUCGUUAUAAAUAUUACAGCUGACUAAUGAUGCAAGUUCACUGAAUUCGGUUUUAGAAACUGGAUAGAUUUGAGUGUUUCACUGUAUGUUUGCAACAUAUUCAAGUUUGUCUUUAUUAACCUUACAGCCUUUUUGAUGUACUGGUACACAUGGUUCCAACUUGAGGUGCCGGCCCAAUAAAUUGUGUGUAAUUAAAACAAA
This is a messenger RNA of Betta splendens (Siamese fighting fish), 3557 nucleotides long. RefSeq names its product SH3 domain containing 19 (gene sh3d19). Bases 86 to 3172 code for a protein of 1028 amino acids. The record is from RefSeq and is a predicted model, not a curated record. The transcript is spliced from 21 exons. Gene Ontology annotation, molecular function: protein binding. Lineage: Eukaryota; Metazoa; Chordata; Actinopteri; Anabantiformes; Osphronemidae.